Messenger RNA from Gigantopelta aegis, 4764 nucleotides. Its product is annotated as polycystic kidney disease protein 1-like 2. Gene Ontology annotation, cellular component: membrane. The record is from RefSeq and is a predicted model, not a curated record. The coding region runs from base 69 to 4352 and encodes 1427 amino acids. NCBI's taxonomy places the organism in Eukaryota, Metazoa, Mollusca, Gastropoda, Neomphalida, Peltospiridae. Gene Ontology annotation, molecular function: calcium ion binding; calcium channel activity; protein binding. The transcript is spliced from 17 exons. Gene Ontology annotation, biological process: detection of mechanical stimulus.
CGGAGCUGGAGACAUACGAUGACCUCUUCUACUACAUCUUCGACGACUGCGCCCUCUUCAGGAAGGUGAUGCGGGGCCCCGAGGUCCAGUCGAACGAGCCGUGCGUGUCGGCGGAGGUCAUAGACAAGAUGAGGUGCUCCGGCCUCAACAGCCUGCAGGACCAGGUCUUCUGGAACAUGACCUACUUCGAACAUCCGGGCGACAUCUACGACUUCUACCUCGCGCCGCUGAUCGAGGCGCGCAGAAUCAGAGACGAGAAGAGAAGACUGACGGACGCCACUGUAGCUAAAGCCGGCUCACAAGCUCUCGGCACGGUGGCAGACACGGUCAACGAUAAAGCACCGGCCGGCGACACCAAAGAGCGCGGCUUCCAGUCAAAACGUCUGGGACUGAAGGUCCAGAAAAUGAACGUGAAGGGCAGCAAAGAUUCCAAUAACAAUGAUACGGAAAGUGCCGAGCCGAAAAGUCAGGAGAUGAGUUUGCCAGUUGGAUCGUUCAAUAUGCCGCUUGACGUGCUAUCGAGUCAGGGAGACUGUGAUGACGUCAGCACCAUGUUCCUUGGCGAUAGCGACAACGCGUACGGGUAUUCCAAGGAGAAGUCGAGCGUUGGUAAAGGCGUCAUCAGUCUGGGCUACUCGUGUGGCGGUCAGAAGUUGAACGUGAAGAACUCGGAGAAACCCAUAGAGAUGUGGCUGGAGCGGAACGCCAGUGUUUACAAGUCCAGCAAGUUCAUCAAAGUGACGAAGUGGAACACGGCCGAACCGGCGACCUACAACUACCACCCGGUCAACCUGACGGACGGUAACUCUUCACUCCAGGUGGUGCUGCGACCGGGAGCCCAAAACGAGGCUUACGACGUGUACAUCAAGUUUGACAGUCGGCCCAACGACACGGUGUUCGAUUUCCACGAUUUCGUGCCCAAGACCAGUGUGUCGAAUCUCGGCAACAUCUCUGACCCCUUGGUGGAGGAGGAGCUGCUGUAUACCGUCACGGUGCCCGUCGAACUCACCGAGCCGAACGGAACGUACUGGGUCGCCGUCAAACUCAAACAGGGGACGGCCACGACGUCUGGGGAAUCCACUAACAACACCUACUACCUGACAAACCUCGUCUCGGGCUGCAGGUUCUGGGAUGACGAAAACGAAAGAUGGUCGUCCGAGGGAUGUACGGUCGGGCCUAAAACGACCAAAUACCGAACCCAAUGUCUCUGUACCCACUUGACGUCGUUUGGGUCCGACUUCGUGGUUCCCGUCAACACCAUCGACUUCAGCAACGUGUGGGCGAAGUUCGGCAACCUCAGCGAAAACGCCGCCGUCUUCUCCACCGUGAUCGUAAUGCUGGGCAUCUAUAUCAUCGGCAUCAUCUGGGCCAGACACAUGGACAAGAAGGACAUCCUCAAGUGGGGAGCAUCUCCCCUGGAGGACAACCUCCCCACGGACAGCUACCACUACCAGCUGUCAGUACAGACCGGUAUUCGUAAAAAUGCUGGGACGGACUCCAAGGUCAGCUUUAUUCUGUCUGGCGACGACAGCGAUACCGGCGUACGAAGGCUGGACGACGGCAAGAGAACGCACUUUGCUCGAGGUAGUAUCUACAACUUCGUGUUGAGCGUGGAACAAUCUCUUGGUGACCUGACGUUCCUACGGAUCUGGCACGACAACAGUGGGAAAGGGAAGGCGAAAGGGUGGUACCUUGACCAAGUGCAGGUGACCAACCUGCAAACUGGGGAAAAGUCCUUUUUCCUGUGCGACCGCUGGCUGGCAGUGGAGGAAGAUGACGGGAUGGUGGACAGGAUUUGCCCUGUGGCGGGAAUUGAAGACCUCGUCGCGUUCAAACAGCUCUUCUCGUCGUCUGCUCGUAAGAAACUGAGCAACGAACAUCUGUGGAUCUCCGUCUUCUCCCGCCCCACGCGCAGCAACUUCACGCGCGUGCAGCGCGUCUCGUGCUGCAUGGCGCUACUCUUCCUCACCAUGAUCACCAACUGCAUGUUCUUCAAGGGCGAAGAGAAGACUCAAGGCAAGGUCACGGCCAUCAGCCUCGGUCCCGUAUCCAUCACCCUGCAGUCUCUGUACGUCAGCGUCAUCGGAACGUUCAUCGUGUUUCCACCCAGUUUCCUCAUCGUCACUUUCUUCCGCCGGUGCAGACCCAAGAAGAACGCCAUCAUGCAGGCCAACCAGCAGAUACCGAAGCGGACCCAGAAACACAAGUGGAAGAACAUCAGCUCUGCCUCGUCCGGCAUGUGGAGCAGCUACAAGCUACAAAAGUCGAAGAUGCAGCGGUUCCGCGAGGCACUUGGCCGGAUUCUCUCGUUCCACAGGAAGGAUAAAUACAACGAUGACAUGGUCGAGAUAGAGCAGACGAAGAAAUCCGACAAAGGCAAGAAGAGGAAGAAGAAAGGCUGGACGCUUCCUCACUGGUGCAUUUACAUUGGAUGGGCCAUAUGUAUCCUGAGCAUCAUCACCCCUGCGUUCUUCACGAUUCUCUACAGCAUGGAAUGGGGAAGCAAGAAAUCCAACGAGUGGCUUGUUGCCUUCGUCCUGUCCUUCUUCCAAAGCGUUAUAGUGGUACAACCUAUAAAGGUGUUGGCGAUCGUGGCGUUCAUCUCGUGCAUCAUGAAGAAGCCGGAGCUGGACGAGGAGGAGCUGGAGGAGGACAUCGACAACGUGUUGAAACCGGACGAGGACCUCGUCAAGAAGAAGGACCCCGUCGACCUGUCAGCCAUCAUGCUGCAACGGAAAAUGGCUAACAGCAACUAUCAGCCUCCUAACACUGCGGAGCUCGAGCUGGCCCGGAAGUUGCGUUUGAAUGAGAUACAAAUGGAAGCGGUACUCAAAGAAAUCAUAACCUUUAUUUUCUUUGUUAUGGUCAUUUUCUUCCUAUCUUACCAGCAACGAGAUCCAGUUAGCUUCAGAUAUGCUGAGAACCUGAAGUCUAUUUUCCUCCCCGGAUUUAAAUCGAUUAAUACUGUUGAGAAUUACUGGAAGUGGCUGGAAAACAAAUACCUGCCCGCUCUGUAUGCCACCCAGUAUUCUAACGGGACGGAGAUUCAGUUUUGGAUGGACAGAAACUGUAUUGCAGAUUUACAUAGCAGACGAGUUGCUGUAGCUCGACUAAGACAACUGAGGAUCAAAGAUGAUUCAUGCACCGUGCUGACGGAGAUGAAUAGCCUCAUCACGCACUGUCUUGACGAAUACAGCUGGACGGACGACGACACUAAACCCUACUACCCCGUCUGGACACCGCCACCAGACAAGGACAACGCCACCUGGCUCAAGAAACAGAAGACUCCGUGGGUGUACCAGAGCGCUUUUAGACUCGCCAACGCCCCGUACGUGGCGACCACAGCCACCUACAAAGGCGGCGGCUACGUGCAGCUGCUCAGCAGACAGAUCUACCGGACGAAGAAGAUCAUCAAGGAGUUGAAGAGUCAGAACUGGCUGGAUACCAGGACUAGAGGAGUGUUCCUGGAGUUCACGAUCUACAACCCGAACGUCAAUCUGUUCGCCGCGUGUAUUCUGGUCGUCGAGUUCAUGCAUUCUGGAGGAGCAGUCACUAGGUCAGAUUUCAAGAUUUUCCGUCUGAUGAACUACAUCGGCGGGUUUGGUCUGAUCGUUCUGCUGAUGGAGAUCGUGUACUCCUGCUUCACGCUGUACUUCUUCAUCCGCUGCAUCGUCCAGGUGAAGAAACACAAGCUGAAGUACUUCAAGGACUUCUGGUACAUCAUCGAGUUCGUCCUGCUGUGUUUCGCCGUGGCGUGUAUCGUCAUGUACAUCUUCAAACACAUCCUCACUCAGCUGGCCAUACACGCCCUCCACGACAGGGAAUCAGAUGGGUUCGUCAACUUCCAGAUGGUGGCCCUGUACGACCAGCUGUACGGCUACGUGAUGAGUGCGGUGGUGUUCCUGGCCACCAUCCAGUUCCUGAAGCUGCUGCAGUUCAACCAGAAGAUGAGCAUGCUGGGCGACACGCUGCGGAUCGCCACCAAGGACCUAAAGGUCUUCUCCGUCGCCUUCCUCAUCUACUUCUUCUCCUUCUCGGCCUUGGCCUACCUCCUCUUCGGGCAGAUGAUGGUCUCGUACAACAACUUGGUCGGCGCCUCCGAGUCCAUGUUCGCCUUCGCGCUGGGAAGCUUUGACUUCGAGGGGAUGACGGCGGCCCAGCCCGUCCUCGGACCUAUCUUCUUCUUCUUGUUCAUCGCAGUCAUCUACAUAGGAAUGAUGAGCAUCUUCCUGACUAUCAUCGGAGACGCGUUCAACCAGGUGAAGGAGGACGUCACUUUGAGGAAGAACGACUACGAGAUUGUAGACUUCAUGUGCAGGAGAGUCAAAGGCUUGCUGGGUAUACGGCAGUAGAACUGACAAGACACAAGGAAGAAGAAGAUUGGGUAGGGGGUUGUGUGUGUAAACAUUGCGAGAUUAGGUGGAUACAUUUACAUGAAAUAUGGUUGAUCACGUCGAUCUGUAUUCCACUACCCACUAUUAUCUAAGAACAUUCUGGAAUAGCUGUGUCACAUCAUGGAACAGCACAUUUUAUGCUUAAAACAGUAGAAUUAAAACUUCAGUUGUGUUAUGUAUUUCCUGUGGUACUUAAUUUUUGAUAGACAUUUUAAAACAGAAGAAUUAAAACGUUCAGUCUUAUUAUCCAUUUUUUUACCUAUUUGAAUAAAGAAUGAACAAAUCAAAUACAUACAGUUUAAACGUUCAGUGUUAUUUUCCAUUUUUCUAUUUCUUUAUUCUUAUUUACGGAUAAUGAUACCUCACAAUA